This is a messenger RNA of Antrostomus carolinensis (chuck-will's-widow), 978 nucleotides long. RefSeq names its product XIAP associated factor 1 (gene XAF1). The record is from RefSeq and is a predicted model, not a curated record. The transcript is spliced from 8 exons. NCBI's taxonomy places the organism in Eukaryota, Metazoa, Chordata, Aves, Caprimulgiformes, Caprimulgidae. The coding region runs from base 1 to 978 and encodes 325 amino acids. Gene Ontology annotation, cellular component: mitochondrion. Gene Ontology annotation, biological process: apoptotic process.
AUGGCAGAAGAGAGCAGAUUCUGCAAAAAUUGUAAACGAGAUGUGUCUGCUGACAAUUUCUCCCUCCAUGAGGCCCACUGCUUGCGGUUUCUCACUCUCUGUCCAGAAUGUGAUGAACCCGUUGCCCAAAAGGAUAUGAAAGACCAUCAAACAGAAGCACACAAGAAGGUCAGAUGCAAUCUUUGUCACCAAAGCAUGCAGCAAUACCAGUUGGAGCAUCAUGAGACCAAAGAAUGCCACAAACGAGCAAUGACAUGCAACAUCUGUGAGCUUGAAAUGCCUUUCAACGAGCUGCAGGAACACUUGAACACCUGCGGUAGCCGAACAGAGCGCUGUUUGGAGUGCAACAAAUACAUCAUGUACAAAGACCUGAACAAACACAAAGAUAUUUGUCAGAGCAGUGGUUUGUCCUGUCAGAAGGAUGUGAACUUUCAAACCAGUGAAGGAUCCACUAAUGCAACAUUUAUUUACCCUACUGGUACUGGUGGCAAUCUUUGUCAGAAGUGCAAUAAGUCAUUCCCAGAUGACCAGUAUUCCCAACAUCUGAAUGAAUGCAGUGCAGCCCAUAAACAGACAAAAGUUCUUGCUGGCCAGUCAGCUUUGAAACUCAGCAGUGAUCCACCACAAUCUUCGUCCUCCCUGGCUCCCUCUUCCAGCUCAGAGAAUCCAAUGGUGUGGAAAGAUGUCCGUCCCAAAGGGAAAGAAAGGGACCAGCCAUUGACCUCCAAAACCUCGCUUAAACCCCCAAGGAACAGAAAGAUGGGCUUUCCCUCUCCUACAAGAGGUGGAGUUUCUACAUCACCUCAAGCUCUUAAAGAUACCGAGUGUUUUGACAUGCUGGUGACCUGUGCCCAUUGCAACAUUCUUCUGCCACUUCCAACCUUUCAGAAACAUGAGGUCAAAUGUCUACAUUUGACAUAUUUGGAAAAUGGUAGAAUGGAACAAAAAUCAAGCCAUGGAGAAAAAGUGUUCAACUGA